CGUUAAUCACGAAUUCAGCUCCAGCCGAGAGGGGGGAGAGAGAGAGAGAGAGGAAUUCUGAAGUCCCAACUCACAGCAAAAGCCACCACCCAAGGUCCGAACCCGUCAUAAUACCCACACAAAACCCCCUUCGACUCCUCUAUCUCUCUCUUGUGCUACUUUUCUCUCUCAUGGAAAUUCUCUCGCAUGGAGCUUUCGAAACCAAUUCGAAGUUAGGGCACGGAACCGGCCACGAUUGACGUUCAAAAGUACGCGCAGAGAAGAUGUGAUUUCAAGGAUACAUUGAGGCACUUUUAGGUUUUUGAAUCGUCGCAUCUUUAUAGCGUCUAGUUGAACUUCUAGGGUUUUUGCUUUUGGGGGUAAAAUGAAGGGCCCGUUUGAUCGAACGAAGGUUGUGGUACGCCACUUGCCGCCGACGAUUUCCCAGUCGACGCUCACGGAACAAAUCGAUGGCCACUUUGCCGGACGCUAUGAUUGGGUCUACUUCCUCCCCGGAAAGUCCAGCCACAAGUGUCAAUACUAUUCUAGAGCCUACAUCGAUUUCAAGAGGCCAGAGGAUGUUAUUGAGUUUGCUGAGUUCUUUGACGGACAUGUUUUUGUCAAUGAGAAGGGUAUUCAAUUUCGAACUAUUGUUGAGUAUGCUCCUUCACAACGCGUUCCAAAGCAGUGGUCUAAGAAAGAUGGACGUGAAGGGACCAUAUUGAAAGAUUCUGAGUAUCUGGAGUUCCUGGAAUUUAUUGCGAAGCCUGUUGAGAAUCUUCCCAGUGCAGAGAUACAGUUGGAAAGAAGGGAGGCUGAACGAGCUGGUGCUGCGAAGGAUGCUCCUAUAAUCACACCAUUAAUGGAUUUUAUUCGUCAGAAAAGAGCUGCCAAGGGUGGAAUUCGGAGGCCUUCGUCGAAUGGGAAACCAACCAGAAAUGCGACUGGAGCAUCAUCUGGAAUUCGCAGUUCAGCUUCAUCAAGACGAGGGUCCGAAAAGAGAAGGAUUUCUACUACCAUGUAUGUUUUGAGGGAUACUGCAAAAAGUGCAAGUAGAAAGGACAAAUCAACCGACAUGCUGGUUCCUAAACAAGAUGGCCAUCAAAUUUCAGAGAUAUCUGUUGCUUCAGCUGCUGCAUCUGGAACUGAAGUCUCAGAAGAAGAAAGUGGUAUUUCUGGAAGUAUUGAUAUUGGGAAGAAGAAAAUCCUGCUUUUGAAGGGAAAAGAGAGAGAAAUUUCUCAUGUGUCUGGUGCAAUGUCAUUGCAGCAGAGUGCAACAUCUGUUAAAAAUUCACUCGGCUCAAGUUCUUUUAAACAGAACCAGACGCGUGAAGGUAGUGGAAGGAUGAUCAGAAGCAUACUUCUAAACAAGGAUGCACGGCAAACCCAAUCAUCACCUGUAGCUCAUUCUGAACAGCAAAUGCACACCUCGAAUCUGGAAAAGGACAAGAGACCUCCUCGACCACCUAAUGUACAGUUGUUCGUGAAGGAUGCAAAUGGGGCACUGGUAGAUAAGUUCACUGGGAAUGAUUUGCAUGGUUUGUCCAGUGAGAAGCAGGAGAGACGUACAAGGAACAAGGAUAGGCCUGAUCGUGGUGUUUGGACUCCUCUUCGCCGUUCAGAUGGAUCACAUCCAAGUGAUGAGUCUUUAUCGUCUUGUACUUCCCAAUCUACUCAGUUACGGCCAGAUUCUGUAGAUGGAAGUUCUGGAGAGCUGAAAAGUGACAUGUCAAAUGCAAGGAGUGGGGAUGUCAAAGCUGUUGGAAGUGGACGCAGUGGCUACCCCUUGCUAGAUAAUGGUUCCCAUAAACACAGCGGGCGCCGGGGGAUAACACAUAAUUUGAAAGAUGCAGAUGGCUCUUUUAUCAUAGGCGAGGGAAAGCCCUUGAAGAGAGGAGGUUCCUCCAAUUAUGGUUCCCAUGAGAAACAAGUUUGGGUUCAGAAGUCAAGUGCUGGUUCUUAGUGGCUUUUUUGACAGCUGUCUUGUUCAGUGAUUUCCAGUGAAAUUCUUGGUCUUACCAAGUUGGAGUACCACAUCCUAGUGGCCGGAGGCUCUUUUUUGCUAAAUGGAUAAUCGGGUGUUAGCAAAGUUUGAGCAAAACGGGUAUCUUCUGGAGGACCUCAAAGGAACUUCGUAUACCACUAAUGAUGCAAGAUAAUUCAUGCGACUGUUCAAUGGGAUGAAGAAAUAUGGAUCCUACUUAAUCAAAGAUGGCCAGAAAAUGAGCCAAGAGGAAUAGCAAUGGGGAGAUAUUUUCAUGCUACAGGCAUAUAUAACACCACAGUUUUCAUAAGGGCGUCCCUUUAACGGGGUUUUGCUCAAAGGAAGGGGAGUUAUGAUAUCCUCCUAUCGCCAUUGACUCAGCUAGCCAUCGAGAUAUUUUAGGAUUGUAGGUGGGUUUCUUGUUUUGUGUUUUAAAACUGUAAAUAAACGCCUGGAAUAGAUCAUUUUACCCAGGUUAUAUAAGUGGGCUCUGUGUAAUUGGUCUUUUGGGUUUGAGUAAAAAAUACCCGAAGUACAAUGCUGGGAGUGAGUGCUUUUGGCUCCACAGUAUGUCUUUAGUAGACGGCAAAUACAGAGUAGAGUGGCUUUGAAAGAGGUGAGAAUUGGACUUUAGAGUCAGUUGAAACUGAUGAUAUUGCUUUUGGUGUGUGGUGGUGGUGGUGGAUGAGGCUGAAAUGGACUUGCAUUUUGUUCUA
Messenger RNA from Rhododendron vialii, 2679 nucleotides. Its product is annotated as regulator of nonsense transcripts UPF3-like. Lineage: Eukaryota; Viridiplantae; Streptophyta; Magnoliopsida; Ericales; Ericaceae. Gene Ontology annotation, biological process: nuclear-transcribed mRNA catabolic process, nonsense-mediated decay; positive regulation of translation. The record is from RefSeq and is a predicted model, not a curated record. The transcript is spliced from 13 exons. Gene Ontology annotation, molecular function: mRNA binding. The coding region runs from base 365 to 1942 and encodes 525 amino acids. Gene Ontology annotation, cellular component: cytoplasm; nucleolus.